Messenger RNA from Electrophorus electricus (electric eel), 1139 nucleotides. RefSeq names its product ABRA C-terminal like (gene abracl). Gene Ontology annotation, biological process: regulation of actin filament-based process. NCBI's taxonomy places the organism in Eukaryota, Metazoa, Chordata, Actinopteri, Gymnotiformes, Gymnotidae. The record is from RefSeq and is a predicted model, not a curated record.
UCGUCUCGCGCAUCGAAUGCUCCAUUCGGCGCGAGGCGGAAACACCCUCAUCAAGUGGAGAAGAUGAAUGUGGAUCAUGAAAUAACCCUCCUCGUAGAUGAAAUACAGCGACUAGGCAGCAAAAAUGCUGACGGGAGGACCAGUGUCAAAUUCGGAGUUCUUUUUAAUGAUGACAAGUGUGCCAACCUGUUCGAGGCUCUCGUCGGGACACUUAAGGCGGCUAAGCGGAAGAAGGUGAUCACCUUUGAUGGGGAACUCUUACUGCAGGGGGUCCACGACAACGUUGAUGUUAUAUUACUGCAAGAAUAAACUUGACAAGUUCAUUUGAGAACAGACAAAGCAUCUUUUCAAAGUGCUAAAGAAUUCAUGCAACUUUUUGAUGACUAAUAAACGUUAAUGUGGUUUUUUCUAUGCUACACCGGAACAUUUUUAUAAAGCUUGUUUUGUUAAGAGUUAAAGUUUUGAACAGUUUCUAUUGACUAAUACCCAACAUCCAAAUCUCCAUUUAUUGUUGAUUGUUGCCAAAAUCAUGUUUUCACCUCUUGUGAAUAAUAAUUAAAAAAAAUAUAUAAUUUUGGAUAUUUGGCUGCAGUUCCAGACAUACACUGUGUUUGACGCAUAUCCAUCUUGUACUGUAUCAACUUGUGAGCAAAGGCAGUAUUGUAUAUUUUUUUUACAUCACUAUAAAUUCAGUAUAAAUUCUACUGUUAAUUUUUCAAUUAGCCAAUGCUCUUCCAGUGCAAUACUUAUUGUGGUUGUUCACAUGUACUUGUACCAAAUGAUUGAUUGUUUUGUAGCCUGUCGGACUUGAUGAAUUUUACCAAGUAUUUUCUGUUUAAUUAAUCUGGACAUAAAUGUAAAAUUGGAAAUGUGAUAAAUGAGCUUUUCCAUUGUGGGAAUUUGAGUAAAUCCAGGACAAAUUUUUGUCUUAUGAGGGAUUUAUAUCACAGGUUUCUGUAAGGAAGUUGGGAAUAUCCUUUCCCAGAACGGACAAGUGAAUUUUUAAUCAUGUCUCAUUUUGGCUGAUGGUUUGACAGAUUUUAAAUUGGACCACGUGUUGGCCGCACUGUUGAUCUUGUGUUUGUCUCAGGAAACUAAAAAAGGUGUAACAGUAGAUAAUAAAAUUUGAAAUACAUAAA